UGGCCACACCCUCUUUUCCUCUGAUGCACAGCGGAGACAGUGCCCAAUCCAUUUUUAUUACUUAUCAAGUCGACGCCUUUCCUUUUCUCGCCGGCGGAAAAUCUCUCUCUACGCGUCGGACCUGCACUGAGCCCCCUAUUGUUUGUUAGCCGGAGGAACAUAACGUGAUGGCUUCCAAGAGAAUUCAGAAAGAAUUGAAAGACUUGCAAAAGGACCCUCCUGCAUCCUGCAGUGCUGGGCCUGUGGGUGAAGAUAUGUUCCAUUGGCAAGCUACCAUUAUGGGUCCUUCAGACAGCCCAUUUUCUGGUGGGGUGUUUCUCGUGACUAUCCGUUUUCCACCUGAUUAUCCAUUCAAACCACCCAAGGUGUCUUUCAAAACAAAGGUUUUCCACCCAAAUAUCAACAGCAAUGGUAGUAUUUGUCUGGAUAUCCUUAAAGAGCAGUGGAGCCCUGCCCUUACAAUAUCGAAGGUACUCCUCUCCAUAUGCUCUUUGCUGACUGAUCCAAACCCGGAUGACCCUCUUGUGCCUGAGAUUGCUAACAUGUACAAGGCUGAUAGAGUCAAGUAUGAGAGCACUGCUCGAUCCUGGACCCAGAAGUAUGCCAUGGGCUAGAAGAUCCUAAUUUGCAGAUUGGCAUAAUCACAUUAUAUGCUACUAGUAGUAAUAAAGAUUGAAAGGUGGACAGACAUUAUGCUGACAAUUAAGAAUUUUGGGCAGUUCAUUAUGGCUCCGUGUUUUGAAACUACAGAAUUGGUGGCCUAGUGGGAUCAAGCGUUUCUCGUCUGAUAGGUUGUCAUAUAAUUUAUAAGCUUGUUCUACUUGAUGAUUGUUGGCUUAAAAUCCAUCCAUAGCAGACUCGCUCUUUGUUC
Sesamum indicum (sesame) is the source of this 871-nucleotide messenger RNA. Its product is annotated as ubiquitin-conjugating enzyme E2 28. NCBI's taxonomy places the organism in Eukaryota, Viridiplantae, Streptophyta, Magnoliopsida, Lamiales, Pedaliaceae. The record is from RefSeq and is a predicted model, not a curated record.